GGUCUUUGCUUGCCUGUGCCCAUGCAUCCAAAUUAACCAAAUCAAUCAAUUAAACUAAUCACUCAACGACGGACGACCGGUUCCAAAACCCCAAAAUCUCGCAAUCACUUCACCGAACUUAACCUGUGCUCUUACUUCGUCGUACAUAUGCUCAUACAUGAUACAUUCAUACAUAUAUAAAAUCUCCCGGUUAAUAUAUAUUUCACCAUCGGAAUUUCGAUCCAUCCUCUGUUGUUGGGACCGUAGCUAGCUUGGUAGAGGCAGCCAUGGUGCCGUCUCGCGGGCGUUCGUUCGUCCUGCUGCUCCUCGUCGUCGUCUUCUUCUUCCUCGCGGAGGCGGCGAAUUCGGCGGAAGGCGCGGCGCUGGCGGCGGAGCGGACGCGGCGGAAGGACCCCCUGGACGGGCUCCGGCUCUACCAAGGCGGCUGGAACAUCAGCGACAAGCACUACAUCGCAUCGGUCGCGUUCAGCGCGGCGCCGGUGUUCGCCGUCGGUGCGGUCUGGUUCAUCGCCGUCGCCGCCGCGGGUCUCGUCGCCUGCUGCUGCUGUUGCUGCUGCUCACGCGGCAGCAGCAGCGAUUACUCCUACUCGCGGACCAUCUUCACCGUCUCCCUCGUCCUUCUCCUCACCUUCACGGCCACCGCCAUUGUCGGGUGUGCGGUGCUAUACAACGGGCAGGGGAAGCUGCACGAGAGCACCAAGGCGACGGUAGCCUAUGUGGUGAGGCAGUCGGAUGGCGCAGUGGCAAGCCUAAGGGGGUUCACUAGAUUCAUCGAGAAGGCGAAAGAAGACGGCGGGGUUGGCGGCACCGCACUCUUGUCUCCUGAGCUGAGGGCGAAUGUCGACAGGGUGGCGGCGAGGGUGGACGCUGCGGCGGAUGAGCUUGCCACACGAACCAAGAGCAAUGCGCGCAAGAUCCGAACCGCGCUGGACACCACAAGGAAAAUCCUGAUUGGCGUAGCAAGCGUGAUGCUCGUGCUAGCGUUUCUUGGCCUUGUGUUCUCAUUGGCUGGGAUGCAGUCACUUGUGCGCUUCCUGGUGUGUCUGGGAUGGAUCCUGGUUACUGCAACCUUUAUAUUGUGUGGCGUUUUCCUUCUCCUGCACAAUGCUGUAGGGGACACGUGUGUCGCCAUGGAAGAAUGGGGGCGCCGUCCGCAGGAUCGCACGGCGCUGGACGACAUCCUUCCCUGCGCCGACACGGCGGCGACGUCGGAGGCCCUUCGCCGGAGCAAGGAGGUCAACCACCAGCUCGUCGCCUCCCUCAACAACGUGCUCGCCGACAUCGCCAACGCCAACAACGUCCCUCCCCAGGCCGGCCCUCCGAUCUACUACAACCAGUCGGGGCCGCCGGUGCCGCUCCUCUGCAACCCUUACCACGCCGACCUCACCGCCCGCUCUUGCUCCGCCGGCGAGGUCCCCGCCGCCGACGCGCAACAGGUGUGGCAAGGCUUCGUGUGCCGCCGCCUAACAGCCGGCGGCGCACAGGGGCCGGACGUGUGCGCGACGGUGGGCCGCCUCACGCCGGCGAUGUACUCCCAGGCGUUGACCGUGGCCAACGCCAGCGAGGGGCUGGUCAACUACGGGCCGGUUCUCGCCGACCUAGCGGAUUGCACGUUCGUCCGGCGGACAUUCCGGACGAUCGUGAGGGAGGGAUGUCCGGGGCUGAGGCGCCACAGCGGCAGGGUGUACCAGGCUCUGCUCGUCGUGUCGGCGGCCAUGGCGGCGGCGGCGGCGGCGUGGCUGGUGCACUCGCGGGAGAGGCGGCGGCGGAGCGAGGCCACAAGGUUCCGGGUGUCGCCGUAUAGGCUGCCUAUUGACGAGAAGUCGCUGCUCAAGAGCCCGAGAAGGCCGUACAGGCGAGCCGGCAGCAGCAGCAGCAGCAGCCCCGUCAGGGAGAGCAGGGGUGGAACUAGAGAGAUGGUUGAGAGGGGACACUUGUGAUGUUGUUAAUUAAUAAGAAUUUUUUUUCUUCUAGAACACAUGUUAAUUAAUAAGAUGGGUGACAAGGGCAUCAGUGAUAUAAACUAGCUUGGAUCGUGUACACUCCCCGCGAUUCAUGACAAGUGUUGCUGAUUUAGUGUAAAAUAGCGCAAGGUGUAAUCAUAGCAUUUGAAAAUGAUGGUGUAGUGUGGCUAUGAGUCUGUAACAUAUGAAUUUCAUAAAAAUAAAGAAAAAACAGUUCAAUUUGCUCCGAAGAAUUUCAGCA
Molecule: messenger RNA, 2205 nt
Organism: Brachypodium distachyon (stiff brome)
Lineage: Eukaryota; Viridiplantae; Streptophyta; Magnoliopsida; Poales; Poaceae
Exons: 7
Coding region: 267-1940 (557 amino acids)
Cellular component (GO): plasmodesma; plasma membrane
Source: RefSeq, a predicted model, not a curated record